Molecule: messenger RNA, 1588 nt
Organism: Bacillus rossius redtenbacheri
Lineage: Eukaryota; Metazoa; Arthropoda; Insecta; Phasmatodea; Bacillidae
Gene: MED4
Product: mediator of RNA polymerase II transcription subunit 4
Exons: 5
Coding region: 213-977 (254 amino acids)
Biological process (GO): regulation of transcription by RNA polymerase II
Cellular component (GO): mediator complex; core mediator complex
Molecular function (GO): transcription coregulator activity
Source: RefSeq, a predicted model, not a curated record
AACACAGAAGUUGACAGUAGCAAUGAUAAAAUUGAUAUUGGAUUACAGUAGAUACGAACAGGUUGUGACUAGUACAUUACAUGGUACAUUAUUUGUUCGUUAUCUAUGGUAAGGGGUAAAUAAGUUUAUUUACCUUUUUUGCUUUACGUUUAAAAUUGAGAAAAAUUUAUUUGAACAUAUUAGUUAUUAGUGAUAAAGAUUUGUUAUGAGAUAUGGCUGCAGUUAGUCUAAGUACCUCUGGAAAAUUAUUGUCACUUAUUGAUGACAUCGAACUAAUAUCGAAGGAGCUGAUCGAGAACACGCUGCCGCAGAACAGCAAGAAGCUGUCGAGCAGCGAGCACGCCCUGCUGACGGAGCUGCUGGUGUCCAAGGACAAGGAGCUCAAAGACACACUGCAGCUGGCGGAGGAGCAAGCGAAGAUCAACUUGAAGAUGGAGGAGCUGAGAGCAGAGGUCGACCGGCAGGACCAGUACAUCCAGCAGCUGCAGCGGCAGCUGAAGGAGGCCGAGCAGAUUCUCGCCACAGCAAUCUACCAGGCGAAGCAGAAGCUGCAGUCGAUAGCCCGAGCCAACAAGCGACCGGUCCCUUCAGAGGAGCUGAUAAAGUUUGCUCACCGUAUCAGCGCGUCCAACGCAGUCUGUGCUCCCCUCACGUGGCAGCAAGGAGACCCUCGGCGCCCUUACCCCACAGACAUCGAGAUGAGGCUGGGCUUCCUGGGAAGACUGAGCGACAUGCCGAUCAAUGGCCACCUACUGCAGCAGCAGAGCAGCCUAGGAGACUUGCACAGGACGGGGCAUCCUCCAGAACCACCGGUGCCCCAACAGAACCAGUUUGCCUGGCACCCGUCUGGCGAGAUACACAUGAGCGUGGGGGGCCAGGGGUCUGUCGCCAUGGACACCAGGAACCACAAGGAGAGCGAGGACGUGGAGGUCAUGUCGACCGACUCCAGCAGCAGUUCAUCCAGCGACUCCCAGUGAACCAGCUGUUUGUUUGAUGAUCGAGUGUUAACAGUGGGAUCAAGAGCAGGCGUGUACUUCAGGCUGGCCAUUGAAAGCAUCUGAAGCACAGAAUACAGCUUCUUUGGUCAGUACAAACUGCAUUUGAAAAUGGUAGCUAAUAUAAGCGUUAUUUAAUGUUCCAACAUUUUACAAACAACUGCUAGUGCACUUCAGAAUGAGUGGCAUAUGCAGUAGGUACAAAAAAAGAAUGGAAUGUUAAAUGAUAAAUUCAAAAUAGCUUCUGUUUAAGUUCCUUCAAAAAUACCAGACUGAAAACUGAACUUUUGAAAUAUUCAGUGUUUGCUUAUAUUGUAUGUAUCUGUUAUUAAGUUAUUAUGCUUUCUGUGUGUUGAUGAAACAUUUAUCCUGCAGGAAGGGUAAACACAUUCUUUCAGUGUUGCAAAAGUCUCACAAUGUAUAACUAACAAAAAAUGUAUGCUAUAGAGUGUGGUGUAUCUGUCACAAUGAAUUGCGGGAGGAAUAGGAACUAAAAAUGCCAUCUUAGUUCAAACCAUUUUUAGGCCAUAAUUUCUGUCAUAAUGUUUGCCUGUUAAGCAUAGUAAAUACUUUAAUAGAAUUCAUGAAGUACA